Messenger RNA from Hevea brasiliensis (rubber tree), 1115 nucleotides. Its product is annotated as myb family transcription factor PHL7. The transcript has 6 exons. Bases 247 to 1029 code for a protein of 260 amino acids. The record is from RefSeq and is a predicted model, not a curated record. Gene Ontology annotation, molecular function: DNA-binding transcription factor activity; DNA binding. Lineage: Eukaryota; Viridiplantae; Streptophyta; Magnoliopsida; Malpighiales; Euphorbiaceae.
CCGAAGAGGCCGAACCUUUCCAGUUUCAAUUUCCUCAGACUCUGCAUAAAUACUUGGGUUUUUCCGACUAUUACAGACAUCAUCCGGCAUCAGUUACUACCUAAUCCUACCAAACUAUCUUAGCUAUCAUCGUCAUCCUUGUCCAUAAUUGUGUUUGUCUUGUCUUGGUCCCCCUUGCGCCUAUAAUCCUCCUCCUUCACAAGCAUUGCUUGGACAUUGCUGCUCAUUGAUCAGCUGAUUCUGAUAAUGGGUUCGAGUCGAACAGAUGGCUCCGGCAAGGAGCGGUUGCGUUGGACUCAAGAACUACAUGAUCAGUUCGAAAGAGCUGUGAAUCAGCUUGGUGGUCCUGAUAGGGCCACCCCUAAGGGGAUCUUGAAGGCUAUGAGCGUUUCUGGACUCACCAUCUACCAUGUCAAGAGCCACUUACAGAAAUACAGGAUCUCAAAGUUUAUCCCUGAGUCAAACCAUAAAGUUAAGUUCGAGAGGAGAGAUAUAUCAGAAUUGCUGCCAAAUUUCAGUGCAACAUCAGGUGCUCAACUUAAUGAAGCAUUAAAAAUGCAGAUGGAAGUGCAAAGACGACUGAGUGAUCAACUUGAGGUUCAAAAGAGCUUGAAGAUGAAAAUUGAAGCCCAACGGAGAUUCCUAGAGAGGAUAGUGGAGGAACAUAGAAACAGAACAGUGAACGUUCAAAAGCACAGCAAGCCUUUCUCUCCCACAUCACUGCCAUCUCUCUGCGAGGAAUCAGAAUCGAACGCAAAGGGUUUCGAAUCAGAUGAGGAGGGUGACAGAAGUGAUCAAAUACACUACUGUGAAGAUGAAUUUCAAGCUCUCAAGAGGCUUAGAACAGAAAACGAUCUGUUGCCAUCCCGAUACAAACUUGAAGAACUCAACUCGGAUCCUUAUAAUAAUAAGAAUCAAACCGUGGUUGUUGAAAGAGAAUCAACAUUUUCCCAUCCAACUCACAGCAUUAACUUGUAUCCGUGGAGCAGUAUGUCCUGUUCAUCGCCUCUAGUCCCCAGCUUUUUCUAAAGCUCAAUAUUAACUAUCUUGUAUUGAAUAAAAAAAUAAAUUAAUUAAAAACAAUAAAUAUAAUCAGAGAUUUUGGUUGUUUUCAA